Tripterygium wilfordii is the source of this 4002-nucleotide messenger RNA. RefSeq names its product phototropin-1. The transcript is spliced from 23 exons. Gene Ontology annotation, molecular function: protein serine/threonine kinase activity; ATP binding. NCBI's taxonomy places the organism in Eukaryota, Viridiplantae, Streptophyta, Magnoliopsida, Celastrales, Celastraceae. The record is from RefSeq and is a predicted model, not a curated record. Gene Ontology annotation, cellular component: cytoplasm; nucleus; plasma membrane. The coding region runs from base 526 to 3549 and encodes 1007 amino acids. Gene Ontology annotation, biological process: protein phosphorylation.
AUCACUCGUGAGACAAGAAGGCACAACAAGCGUUGUCGGACGAGACCUUCGGUCGGUAAAGCCUCUAACCCCCCUACGUGCUUCUCUGCUAUAUAUCUUCUCUCUUCUGUUCCUCGCUUCUGUCCUCUUGACAACCCAUUCCAGUCUGUAAUCAUCGCAACAAAGACAGAUACUAAAAAUUUUGGUUCAAGUUUUUUUAAUUUCUCAUUAUUGGAGAGGCUGAGAUCAUAGAGUUUCUGAGGCAUGGGUGUAUGAGGCCAGUGCCAUGUGAGUUUUAGGUGCGGCGGCAUGGGAAGCCAAACCCCCCUGUUCGACAAUCAUUCUCUAAUUUUCUUUUGAAAUUAAAUGCUGUUUCUGUUCCAUAACUUCUCGUCGUCUAUCUGAUCCACCCCCUUAUAAAAACCAUCAAGUGGAGCUGAUUAGUUUGCUCAUUUUGUGUUCAUCAUCUGUUUGUCAAAAGGUUUCAGUUUCAGUUUCCUUUCCAGGACAAGAAAAGAAGACGACCCUGAAUCGGGAAUUGCAGACAUGGAAUCGACAGACAAGACAUCCAAGCAAUCCUCUGUUAGUCCUCCCCUGUCAAGAGAGACUCGUGGAUCACUCGAAGUAUUCAAUCCCUCCACUUUCUCAACCAGACCCAACAACUCGGCAAGUCGCUCACAGAAGCCCACGUGGCAGAGCUGGAUAGAGGAACGCAACACUCAUGAACCCGACCCGCCAAAUCCCUCCUCGAAUCCUGCUCCGGAGGGAGAAAUCACUACCACCUCAUGGAUGGCACUCAAGGACUCAACCUCACAACCACCACCACCACCACUUAUGCAAACAAUCACCAAAGAACAAGAGAACCAUCAGCAGAACCCGACGUCCAGUACUGAAGUAUCCGGCGAAGCGGGCGUUGCUGCAAAGAGAGCUGCUGAAUGGGGUUUAAUGCUGAAAACGGAUACUGAAACAGGGAAACCACGAGGGGUCAAGGUAAGGAAUUCGGGUGGGGAAGAACCGAAUAACAAACCCGGAACUUCGACUAGGACCUCAAACAACUCACUGCGGAGCUCCGGAGAUUUAUCUGACGACGGAGGGAAUAAUAGAGGGAUUCCGAGGGUAUCUGAGGACGUAAAAGACGCAUUGUCGGCGUUCCAACAAACUUUCGUGGUAUCGGACGCAACAAAACCCGAUUACCCAAUACUGUAUGCCAGUGCCGGGUUCUUUAAGAUGACUGGAUAUACUUCUAAGGAGGUCAUCGGCAGAAACUGUCGUUUCUUACAGGGUUCGGGUACCGACCCGGAGGAUAUGGCGAAGAUUAGGGAGGCGUUGCAGCAAGGUACGAAUUAUUGUGGGAGAUUAUUGAAUUAUAAGAAAGAUGGGACCCCGUUUUGGAAUCUUCUUACCAUUGCACCAAUCAAGGAUGACAAUGGCAAAGUACUCAAAUUUAUCGGAAUGCAAGUGGAGGUGAGCAAACACACGGAGGGGGCCAAGGAUAAGAUGGUUCGUCCCAACGGAUUGCCAGAGUCUUUGAUUCGUUAUGAUGCACGUCAGAAAGAGAUGGCUACUAGCUCAGUAACUGAGCUUGUUCAGGCCGUGAAGAGACCUAGAGCACUCAGUGAAUCAGCAAACCGCCCGUUCAUCAGAAAAUCACAAGGCAAUGCUGAAGAAGAAACGACAGCGGGAGCCACUGGAAGGCGAAAGUCAGAGGUUCUGGUCCCGAAUAGAAGGAACUCACAUGGAGGCACUAGACCCUCUAUGCACCAAAUCAGUGAGGUGCCAGAAAAGAAACCAAAAAAGACAAGCCGUCUAUCUUUCAUGGGGAUGAUGAGGAAGAGUACUCAGUCCAAAGCUGAGGAUACAUUUGAAAAUCAUAUGUAUGUGGAUGACGAUGAUGAUGAAGAUGAUGAGAGUGAUGAUGAUGCAAGGCCACAUAGUGUUGAAGACAAAGUAAGAAAGAAGGAAAUGAGAAAGGGUAUCGAUCUUGCUACCACGCUAGAACGUAUAGAGAAGAACUUUGUCAUCACUGAUCCCAGGCUGCCUGAUAAUCCAAUUAUAUUUGCUUCUGACAGCUUCUUGGAGUUAACCGAAUACAGUCGUGAAGAAAUCUUGGGAAGGAACUGCAGAUUCUUACAAGGACCUGAAACUGAUCCAGCCACUGUGAGGAAGAUAAGGGAUGCCAUUGAUAACCAAAAAGAUGUUACUGUGCAGCUUAUUAACUACACAAAGAGUGGCAAGAAGUUCUGGAAUCUGUUCCAUCUUCAGCCUAUGCGUGACCAGAAGGGUGAGGUGCAAUAUUUUAUUGGAGUCCAACUAGAUGGCAGUGCACAUAUUGAGCCACUUAACAAUUGUAUAGCUGAGGCCAAUGCAAAAGAGGGUGAAGAACUGGUGAAACAAACAGCAGAAAACGUUGAUGAUGCAGUGAGAGAACUUCCGGAUGCCAAUUUGAAACCAGAAGAUUUAUGGAAAAACCACUCAAAAAUGGUUUACCCAAAACCUCAUAGGAGGGAUAGCCCCUCUUGGAAAGCUAUUCAAAAGAUUCUAGAUGGUGGCGAGCAGAUAGAUCUGAAACAUUUUAGGCCAGUUAAACCAUUGGGAUCUGGUGAUACCGGCAGUGUUCAUUUAGUGGAACUAAGUGGAACAGGACAUCAUUUUGCCAUGAAAGCCAUGGAUAAGGGUGUCAUGCUAAACCGUAACAAGGUGCAUAGAGCUUGUGCUGAGAGAGAAAUACUUGACAUGCUGGAUCAUCCUUUUCUUCCUGCAUUGUAUGCUUCCUUUCAGACCAAGACACAUAUUUGUCUGAUCACUGAUUACUACCCUGGUGGAGAACUGUUCAUGCUUUUGGACAGGCAACCUAGGAAGGUCCUGAAGGAAGAUGCUGUCAGGUUUUAUGCUGCCGAAGUAGUUGUUGCGUUGGAGUACCUUCACUGCCAAGGGAUAAUUUACAGGGACUUGAAGCCUGAAAAUGUUUUACUCCAAAGCGAUGGGCAUGUGUCAUUGACUGAUUUUGAUCUUUCAUGCUUGACAUCGUGCAGACCUGAGAUUUUGAUUCCAACUACAAACGAAAAGAAAAAACACCAGAAACAUCAACCAAAGCCGGUUUUCAUUGCUGAACCCAUGAGAGCAUCAAAUUCUUUUGUUGGGACUGAAGAGUACAUUGCUCCAGAGAUAAUAACUGGGCAGGGUCAUACCAGUGCAGUGGACUGGUGGGCUCUAGGCAUCCUGCUAUAUGAAAUGUUUUAUGGAUAUACACCUUUCAGAGGGAAGACAAGGCAAAAGACAUUUGCCAAUGUUCUUCACAAAGAUCUCAAAUUUCAUGGAAGUAUACCGGUUAGUCUCCAAGCAAAGCAACUGAUGUAUCGGCUGUUGCACAGAGAUCCCAAAAACAGAUUGGGUUCACAAGAAGGAGCUAAUGAGAUUAAGAGACAUCCAUUCUUCAAGGGUGUCAACUGGGCUCUGGUCCGCUGCAUGGAUCCUCCUAAGCUGGACGCUCCUCUAUUCGAGACAAAAGAUGAAAAGAAUGCUAUGCAUGUGGAUCCCGGACUGCUUGAUUUGCAGAUCAAUGUUUUCUGAGAGGUCUUAAUCUACUCAGUUAAGGAAAUAUGUUUGCUUCGGAUGAAGCUGUGUUUGCAGCAUAGAGUGCAUUUGUUGCACGACAACCAGGAAGCUCAAUGAAAGACUCCACGAAGCCGGAAUGAUUCCCGUUGAUUUGUUCUUCUUUUUCUGUUGGUGUGUGUGUGAUUCACUGCUGGCAUUCUCAUUGACGGCAAAGCCCACAAGCUGCUUUAUCAGAUGUCCUCUGAAGGGAACAGCCCAGAGUCUGGUUUAAGAAGGAAUUUGUGGUGAUCCUUUAUUUGAAUGGUCUUCUUUGUAAAUUUGUGGAAUGUUGUAAUGUACUGUAUAAGCUUUGUUCCUCCAAAAAACUUUCAUUAGUUUGGCAAACUCAACAAUGUUUUGCAUAUUUACUGUUAGUUCUCGACUUUCCCAGCUAUGCGUAAUUGGGAAAAACGACUUUUCAGUGUUCCA